ACCAAAAAAAUCAUAUACAAAAAGAAAACACCGAAAGAGAGAUUAUGGCGGAGGGGCAAUCCCCGGAGAAUUCACCGCCGUCCCCUACACCACCAUCUCCGUCAUCAUCCGACAAUCAACAACAAUCCUCUCCUCCGCCUUCUGAUUCCUCCUCUCCUUCACCACCAGCUCCUCCUCCGCCGGAUGAUUCCUCCAAUGGUUCCUCUUCCUCACCUCCGCCGCCUUCUUCAGGCUCAGAAUCUCCACCAUCUCCCCAAGGAAACAAUAACAAUGGUAAUAACAACAAUGACAACAACAACGGUAAUAGCAACAAUGGUAGUAACAACAACAAUGACAACAACAACAAUGGGAAUAACAAAGACAACAACAACAAUGGUAAUAACAACAAUGGCCAAAACAACAAUGGCAAUAACAACAAUGACAACAACAACCAAAACAAUGGCGGAGGAAGCAACAACCGUUCACCUCCGCCUCCUUCGAGAAACUCUGACCGUAACUCUUCGUCCCCACCAAGAGCGCUGGCUCCGCCUAGAUCAAGCGGUGGUGGUUCCAACUCCUCAAGUAACAAUGAACCAAACACGGCUGCUAUCGUAGGAAUUGUGGCUGGUGCUGGAUUGUUGUUUCUUGUUAUGAUAUUGUUCUGCGUCUGUUGCUGUCGUAAGAAGAAAAAGAAGCAUCAAAUGCCGUAUUAUGCAGGCAACGGUUACGCCACCGGCAAAGGUGAUCAAUACCAACAGCAGCAAUACAAUAACCAGAGCGAUCACGUGAUGAAUCUGUCUCAGCAAUAUCCUGGAUCAAACGGGAAUAAUAACUGGAUGAAUUCACCGCCUCCACCACCACCAGGAAGCUGGCAACCGUCGCCGCCACCACCACCACCACCUGUCUCAGGCGGUAUGAACGGAAACAGUAGCGACAUGAGCUCAAACUACUCAGGACCACAUGGUCCGUCUCUACCACCACCUCACCCUUCAGUGGCUCUAGGUUUCAACAAGAGCACAUUCACCUACGACGAGCUAGCUGCUGCAACUCAAGGCUUCUCUCAAGCAAGAUUGUUAGGAGGACAGAGGAUGUUGGUUUAUGAGUUCUUACCUAAUGACACACUUGAGUUCCAUCUCCAUGGGAAAAGCGGCAAGGUUCUUGACUGGCCUACAAGACUCAAGAUUGCUUUGGGAUCAGCUAAAGGACUUGCUUACUUACAUGAAGACUGUCAUCCAAAAAUCAUUCAUAGAGACAUUAAAGCUUCAAACAUUCUUCUUGAUGAAUCCUUUGAAGCUAAGGUUGCAGACUUCGGGUUAGCGAAGCUAUCUCAAGACAAUGUUACACAUGUGUCCACUCGUAUCAUGGGAACUUUCGGGUACUUGGCUCCAGAGUAUGCGUCAAGCGGGAAGCUGACAGACAGAUCCGAUGUUUUCUCCUUUGGAGUGAUGCUUCUUGAGCUCGUUACCGGACGCAGACCUGUUGAUCUCACUGGUGAAAUGGAAGACAGUUUGGUCGAUUGGGCAAGACCCUUGUGCUUAAACGCAGCUCAGGAUGGAGAUUACAGUGAACUAGUUGAUCCACGGCUCGAGAACCAAUACGAGCCUCAUGAGAUGGCACAAAUGGUGGCUUGUGCCGCUGCAGCCAUCAGGCACUCAGCUAGACGCAGGCCUAAGAUGAGCCAGGCAAGUUUUACUUUUGAACAUGACCACCCUUUGAAACAUAUACUUUGCACACAAGAAAAUGAUCACAAUGGUCCAUUUUUUAAACAGAUUGUUCGGGCUCUGGAGGGAGAUGCAUCUCUAGACGAUCUAAACGAAGGAGGGAAACCGGGGCAAAGCUCAUUCCUCGGGAGGGGAUCAAGCUCGGACUAUGACUCAAGCACUUACAGUGCGGAUAUGAAGAAGUUCAGGAAAGUGGCCUUGGAUAGCCAUGAGUACGGUGCAAGCAGCGAGUACGGGAACACGAGCGAAUACGGGCUUGACCCGUCUUCCUCGAGCAGCGAGGAGAUUCGUAGAGGAGGAGCUAACAACAACAAAACCACUCCUAGCCGAGAGCUUUGAUUUAGCUGUUAGUUCAAAACAAUCUACCUUGCUGUGUUUUUGUGUU
This is a messenger RNA of Arabidopsis arenosa, 2085 nucleotides long. Lineage: Eukaryota; Viridiplantae; Streptophyta; Magnoliopsida; Brassicales; Brassicaceae. The record is from the annotation of a GenBank genome assembly.